GGACAAGGCCUCAACGAUUGAUCUCGGAACCGCUCCCCAGAAAAAAUCACGGGCAGUUGCCUCUGCGGGAAGAUCGCUCACCGAAUCUACUUUUCCGAGGGGCACGACUUUGAGGAUGGCGUAUUGGGCUUCUUGAUUGUUUAUCCCUUCCAGCACAUGCUUUAGCUGACCAAGACCUCAGUUCUUCGACAGCGUGGUAGCUGCCAAUGCACACAAUGCCGAAAGAGCACGUCGUCCCUCUUCUUUAUAUAUCACAAGGUAUCCUAUGCGUCGCUGACCUGGACCACGCCGCAAGAGCGAUGCGCGAGUGUUCUGCGGCGAGUGCGGCUCGUUCCUGUUUUUACGCCGGAGUCCGGUACCAGCAUCAGCAUUGCGAUUGGGACGGUCGAUCCGCUGUAUCUCUUUGGCGAGGGGUGGGAGCUUCAAACGGAGAGGCCCCUGAGGGUGGGUUUGUAGGGAGAUGGCGAGCAUUGGCGAUGGCCAUGAGUGGGUUCAAAAACGAGAUUCCUGGUGUAACGGACAAUCUCGAGCUUGUUGUUGUUGGGGAAAGGGGAGAGAGGUUCUGCUCAGAGUAGGCUGAUGCUGGCGCAUACGGUAUGUCUGUUGGUAUGGGAUUGUGGGUAGUGCCGGUGAUGCAUUAUGUGGAUUUGUG
Messenger RNA from Parathielavia appendiculata, 652 nucleotides. RefSeq lists its product as uncharacterized. The coding region runs from base 207 to 575 and encodes 122 amino acids. The record is from RefSeq and is a predicted model, not a curated record. The transcript has a single exon. NCBI's taxonomy places the organism in Eukaryota, Fungi, Ascomycota, Sordariomycetes, Sordariales, Chaetomiaceae.